GAUUCGGCGACUUCUGCCUCCGUCAGCAACCUGCUCUUGUGCGUCGGAGCAUGGGACGGCAGCGGCGGCCGUCGCGGUUCUGCCGACCGGGUCGGCGUCUGAGUCUGCCGCGUCGGUGCAGCUACCCUGACCAGAAGGACGCCGUCGAGCAGCUGGUUGCUUUCUGCCUAGGUCAGCCCUUCCUCCUCCUAUGCUAGGUCUUCAAUUUCUGCUCUGCAACAAGAACGCGUUGAUGCACUGCUCACGCCCUUGUCAAUGUCUUGUGCUGCGACAUGCUGUAUCGAGGUCUGCUGGUCUGCUGCUGGCUGCUUCCGGCGACAACCUACCGUAGCUGCUGCUGCUGUCGGCGGCCACCACUCCAACCCGCCCCUGCCUGCCACUUCCCCCAACCAGCUGCUGCCCGGCUCAAAGCAUAUUGGAGGAGCGGUGCAAAUCGGUGGCGAACGCCAUCGGCGACAUCUACAAGCGCAAAGGGUAGUCGCUCCAGGGGCUACGAGGUCUUCAGCACCACUCCUGCAAGUUGGUCUUCUCCGAGACCAUCGCCUGCCAGGAUGUCGCCCCAAGGAACAACGCAGUGACGCCACUGUUGGUGUUAAGGAGAUUGCCGGCAUUGGCAUCAGAAGGUGUCUAAUUUUUUGUUGAUACUAGUAGCCUUUGACGCGUGUGUCUAGUCAGUGAUUGAUGGUGGGGAGAGCAUGGAAGAGGCUGUGCAGGAUGAGGUUUGAUGUGAUGUAGGGUGUUUCAAGUGUUGCAAAAUUUGGUCGCACACAGAAGCUUGUGAGAGCAUGUAGUAUACUCCUUAAUUAAUUUGCGCAAGUGUAUUGUAGUAUUGCAUCAAA
Molecule: messenger RNA, 839 nt
Organism: Lolium rigidum
Lineage: Eukaryota; Viridiplantae; Streptophyta; Magnoliopsida; Poales; Poaceae
Exons: 3
Coding region: 256-642 (128 amino acids)
Source: RefSeq, a predicted model, not a curated record